GCGCACGUGACAUGUACGUACAGACACAAAGACGUACAUUCAGUUGAUGUGUAUAUAGGCAGUGAAGAGGGAAGUAUGAUGAAAGUGAAAGCUUUGAAAAUAGUUUUUCACUAAGAUAUUCUAGUUUCCAUUUUCUUUCUAUUCUAGGAUAUAUCCGAGCAUUGUAAGCCAGACAACAGAUUCCAAAAUGGUUUUAGCGGAAUUCAUCCAUCCUUCCUUAGCGGAUUUUGAGUUUGAGAAGACGUCCGUCAAACUGAAGCUCAUUUUUUUCUCGUUCGUGUUCUUCUGCUGCGUUUAUGUCGUCUCCACAGUAUUGUCAGCCGUCCUUAAACCAUACAGAAUAUUGAGAAUGAAAGAGAAGAUAUUUUGGCAUCUAGCUAUCGUGAGGGCCGUAUACGGACUAUUUUGCAUAGUCAUAGGCAUCUGGGCGCUUUUCAUCGACACGGAGUUAGAGAAAGAUGUCGUUUACGCAACUACACCAACGAGUCAUUUCGCAAUGUCGAUAACCGUAGGAUUUUUUAUAUUUGAAUGUUCGAUGCUAAUGUGGUCUGACAUAUAUUACAAGCAAUUUAAUGUACUCCUUAAUCUUCACCACUGGAUAUCUUUGAUUGGAUAUUCCUUGUUGAUAUAUCUCGGGAGUACGCACUACUUUGGUUGCCGCGGACUCGUUCUCGAAAUGAGUACUCCGUUCAGCUGCCUAUGUUGGACACUGUUGAAAUGCGAUUUAGCACAGACAUUCCUGUGGAAAGCCAACCAAUUCUUCCUCGUUCACACUUUCCACCUCCGUUCCGUGGUAGAAUGUUCAAUGUGGUACCAUACUUACUUGAACUGGGAUCGUAUUUGGUCCGCCAUGCCGACGGCCAUGUUUAUUUCCUUUUAUUUGCAACUAUUCCUUGUAACAUUCAUAAUGACGCCAUUUUGGACUUACAAGAAAACAGUUCAAAUGAUUAACCCAGUAGACUGGAAUUUUGAAGAUGCCAACAAAAAUAAAUCUGAGAAUGGGGGAAUUAAGAAGGAAUAGAUAAACUUUUGUUUAUCCAAGGAAUGGGACAGGUGCAAUACUCGUUAAGAGCAAAACAUAUUCAAAUUAAUGUAAAUACAUGUACAUUUACAAACGUUAUUUGAGAUUAUUUUAUUUGAUAUUCAUUAAGUAGCUUUUGGCGGAUGCCUAUAUAUAUUGUAGCUUUUGGCGGAUGCCGCAAUGAAUUCCGUACUGAUUUGAAUGAAAGAAAAUCUGAUUAAGACAAUAAAUUUGGCCCGGUGUCUAAAUACCAAUAUGCUUUCAGAAGAAAGUUUAUCGUGAGAUUUGACAAUGUAAUUGUAUAUGCAAUGUAUAUGUUAAUUUGUAUUAUUUAUUUCUUAUAUAUAAUAUCCACAUACGAGUACUGCUUUGGGCACGGUAAUGUUUCCUACAAAUGACAUCAGAACUGGUUAGUCCGGAAAACAGUCCAGGAAUUAACCUUAAUCAAAUGUGUCUAAAAAUAAAUGUAAAUAACAA
Messenger RNA from Ruditapes philippinarum (Manila clam), 1498 nucleotides. RefSeq names its product protein CLN8-like. Gene Ontology annotation, cellular component: membrane; endoplasmic reticulum. Lineage: Eukaryota; Metazoa; Mollusca; Bivalvia; Venerida; Veneridae. The record is from RefSeq and is a predicted model, not a curated record. Gene Ontology annotation, biological process: lipid homeostasis. The transcript has 2 exons. The coding region runs from base 188 to 1021 and encodes 277 amino acids.